AUGGAUGCAUUAGGUUCAGAAUGCAGUAGUGGUUGUGAGUCUGGUUGGACUCUAUACCUUGACCACUCUUUCCAUACCUCCUCACAAUCACAUACACCUUCUCUUGACCAAACUAAACACAUAAAGGUUCAAUAUGAUGAACAAGAGGACUCGUCCAUGGUUUCUGAUGCUUCUUCUGGGCCUCCGCACCGUGACUAUUCUCCAUCCAAGCCCGCAAAACUUGCCAAGAGAAGUAAAAAGAGACAGAAAGUUAAAGAAAAUACAUUACAGCCUACGGUGCCGCCAUGGUGGGCAUCGCAUCACUACUGUCCUGUAUUGUGA
Lathyrus sativus (Indian pea) is the source of this 321-nucleotide messenger RNA. NCBI's taxonomy places the organism in Eukaryota, Viridiplantae, Streptophyta, Magnoliopsida, Fabales, Fabaceae. The record is from the annotation of a GenBank genome assembly.